AUGGUUGAAUUUGAAGGCUGGACUUCGUGGCUCGAAGGUGGGUUUUUGCUGUGGAAACCUGAGGAUCCUGGCUAUGAGAGACCUGCGUACAGGGAUUGGACCGAGGAUGAUGAGCCACCUAAGUACUCACCAGAGCAAGAACUUGCCUUACUGAACAAACAAAUCAGAGCGAGCGAUGGGUUUGAUAUCGACUUCACACACUUCCGAUGUGUCUUCAACUACCACCUUGCUGAUCUCGACUCACAUGAAUUCGUCGAGGAGCCAGAAACCACUAGGGAUUUACUCGAGAUGCUCUCUCAGACUUCGCUUGAUGACUACAAUCGUGAUAAUAGAACAAGAUUUGAGUUUGUCAAGGUUAUGAAAGCCAACUUUCACUGCUGUUGUGCGUGUAUGUUUCUCAUAACAUUUGAAGUUGUUGAUCCUUAUGAUCACUUGAUAAAAAUCUUCCAAGCAAGGGUUCGUCAUGCUAGAGAUAUAUUGACCGAGUACAUCUUCUGCAGGCCUAAACCCAAUCAAGGAGGUAUGUAA
Messenger RNA from Camelina sativa (false flax), 528 nucleotides. NCBI's taxonomy places the organism in Eukaryota, Viridiplantae, Streptophyta, Magnoliopsida, Brassicales, Brassicaceae. The record is from RefSeq and is a predicted model, not a curated record.